Molecule: messenger RNA, 1107 nt
Organism: Fusarium graminearum PH-1
Lineage: Eukaryota; Fungi; Ascomycota; Sordariomycetes; Hypocreales; Nectriaceae
Exons: 2
Coding region: 120-953 (277 amino acids)
Molecular function (GO): RNA binding
Source: RefSeq, a predicted model, not a curated record
CUACUAAAUCAUUGACCCGUUUAUAAACAGCUGCCUCCCCUUCCAUCAUCUGCAUGUCAUACCUUUUUGCUCACAAGUUUGAUACCCAUACCUAAACAACACAAAACAACACAUUCAUCAUGUCUGCCAACUCUACCAUCAACGUCAAGAACAUCGCCCCCGCCACUAGCGACAGCGAGAUCAAGGACUUUUUCAGCUUCUGCGGAAAGAUCCAAGAUCUCAAGGUCUCUCAGGACGGCGAGACAAAGUCCGCAGAGGUCAUCUUCGAGAAGGAGACCGCCAAGAAGACUGCUCUCCUCCUCAACAACACCCAGCUCGGCACAAACCACCUUGAGGUCACCAGCGCCACCGCCGAUGGCGAAGACGAUGUCCCUACAACCAAGAACACUGAUCGCGACUCGGACGAGAUCACUCAGGAGGAGAAGCCCCGCGCCCGCAUCCUCGCUGAGUACCUCGCCCACGGCUACGUCGUAGGUGACGCCGCCAUCCAGCGCGCUCUUGACCUCGAUGCCACCCACGGCGUCACCAACCGCUUCUUCUCCACCCUCAAGGGUCUCGACGAGAAGUACCACGCCACCGACCGGGCCAAGGCCACCGAUGAGAGCUACGGAAUCUCCCAGCGCGCCAACAGCAUGUGGCUCGGCUUGAGCUCUUACUUUGAGAAGGCCUCCAACACACCCACCGGCAAGAAGAUCGCCGAGUUCUACACCGAGGGCAGCCGACAGGUCCAGGAGGUCCACGCUGAGGCUCGUCGUCUUGCCGAUCUCAAGAAGGAGGAGCACGGUGGAAGCGCCUACAAGGCUGCUGGUCUUGAGAAGGUCUUUGGCAAGGAGAAGACUUCUGGUACUGCCGCUCCUGAGGCUGGUCAUGGUGCUCUAGGAACAUCAGUGCCCGCUGUCUCUGCGGACAACGGUCCCAAUGUCAGCGCUCCCGAGGCUGGUGAGAAGCACUAAACGAAAAAAAUAUUGGAGGAAAGGUUAAUCGAGGAUGGAUAUUCUUUUGGCAGCCCUGAUGAGAUAGUAUUAUGUGGCUUUGUUUAGCCUGUUGACGAAUUCUUACGACUUUUUACGCACGGCACAAUCGAUUAAUACAAUGGUUUCUUGAACC